AGUCAAUUUUUCGAUAUUAUCACAUUUGCCCCUUUGGAGGCCUUUUUAGGGAUUUACCCUCUCAAUUUUCUCUGUUCCCCUCCUGCCCUAAGCGAACACCUUGGUCUCCGUGGCUCUUCUACUUCUUCUCCGCCGCGAUAUUCACUAGGAGUGGGAAGUGAUUAUUAUAAAUCAAUGAAGCAUAUUGUGAAAAUUCUGACAUUGUUGGUGGCCAUAUCUGCCUUGUGGAUUGGUCUCUUACAGACGUCCAUUAUUCCGCGGAGUCAUACUUGGCUGCUACCAAUAUAUUUCGUUGUGUCUCUAGGAUGCUAUGGCCUGCUAAUGGUUGGAGUUGGUUUGAUGCAAUUUCCGACUUGUCCUCAAGAAGCGGUACUGUUGCAGCAGGACAUAGCCGAGGCCAAGGAUUUUUUAAAGCAGAAAGGGGUCGAUGUGGGUGGCUGCGAUUGAUUCUGCACGCAGAGUUCUCCCUAUUCUGUGUUUGGAUACGAAGAAAAGACCUAGUUUAGUAUAGAAUCCAUUGAGCUCCGCUCGUUCUUGCAGUGAUAUGGUGGAUGACUUCAUGACAGCUUAUUGUUUCCGACCUGAUGGAAAAUUGGGAAAGGUUUAACCGAGUUAAAGCAACGAACGACGCCUUUGGAGUUUUGGAGUUUUUAACUUUUAGCAACAAACAGAAGGCCUCUGAAUUGUGGGAAAUAGAAAGCAGUUUUGGAAAGUGUACACCUUAUCAUGAAUUGUGUAUUUUUGUUCUUCUAUUAUAAGUAUAGAAGUUUUCGUCAA
Pyrus x bretschneideri (Chinese white pear) is the source of this 777-nucleotide messenger RNA. Its product is annotated as dolichol-phosphate mannose synthase subunit 3. The transcript is spliced from 4 exons. Gene Ontology annotation, biological process: GPI anchor biosynthetic process. Gene Ontology annotation, cellular component: dolichol-phosphate-mannose synthase complex; endoplasmic reticulum membrane. Bases 175 to 447 code for a protein of 90 amino acids. The record is from RefSeq and is a predicted model, not a curated record. NCBI's taxonomy places the organism in Eukaryota, Viridiplantae, Streptophyta, Magnoliopsida, Rosales, Rosaceae.